AUGCACCCAGCGUUCCUACUUCCAGAGAUCCUCCAAGAAAUCUUCAACUAUCUCGAUCCGGAGCCGGAUGCGCCAUUCGCACGAUUUGAGCCGGUCUCGUAUAGCACGCGUCAGCGUAGGCCAUCGCGCAACCACACCUUGACUUGUCUUGCCAGGACAUGUAAGGCGUUUCUAGAUACAGCUUUGGGAGAACUGUGGGCAUCGUCGGAUCCAGGUCGCUUGCUCCAGACUCUUGAUAAUCGUUUGUUGAUUGAAGGCAGGAAGGUACUGGUCAGACCCAGCCCAAGGGAACGGUGGAUCGUUGACUUGGAAUCCUUCACAGAGUCUGAUUGGGACGCUUUUCACCGCCAUUCACACCUCGUGCGGGAGCUGCAUCUUGGAGCAGGUGUUCACGUCAACAGCCCGGCCUUGCGCGUCCUCGCCUCUCCACCGUCGAACCUUAAACUCACCUUCCCAAGGCUUACACGACUUUGCAUCGAUGACUUCUACCCCGUUCUUCUACCGCAUUGGCUGCUCUUCAUGUCUCCCUCUCUUCAGAGUCUCGACGUGCGCAGUUACAGGCAUAACACCGAUGCGCUGAUUCCCCUACUCACAUCAAUACCGGACCUCUGCCCGCAUCUCGAACACUUGGUAAUCCGCUUGAGGACAUAUAGCGAUACUGCAUUCAUCGAGGAUGAUUAUGGCCACUGUCGCGGGUCAUUCAUCGAUGUACUUUCGCUCAUUGUGCCGCAACUGCAGUCUCUCAAGUCUUUGAGGGUGCCAGAUCUAACAGGAACAGCCAUGACAGACCUACCUUCUAGAAUAAAGAGACUAAGCCUAGACUCGGCUCGAAACAUAACGACUCUAUCAACCAUUCGGCUAGAUGACUUAUGUUCCCUCCAUUUGGGUUCGCCUGAGUCCCUGGACGUCGCACCAUUGAAAAUUGACGAACUCUUAUCCAUCAUUCCCUGCUUCUCCAGAUGCCCGCCGAUGAUCUCAUUCACUUCAGCGCUCCCGUUUUCGCCUCAAGCAUCCCACCAAUUCUUCUCUCUCCUUCCAGAUCCUCCUGAAUGCAAUCUGCAAGCGCUCAGGAUGGACCCUCGCGGAUACACGAUGGAGAGAGACGGCACAGUUAUGCUGAGCAACCUUCAGCCCCUCUUUCGUUACACGUCCCUAUGCACGUUCAUCUGGUACUUCUCCGCACCCAUCGCUCUCACAGAUGACGACUUCUUGCAGCUAGCAGCCGCAUGGCCAAAUCUCGAGGAACUCACGAUGAUCUGGCCAUUUUCCCCGAGUCCGGAGAGCAACCUGAGCUAUCGAGGGCUGUUCGCCUUUGCUACUGCAUGCCGCCACCUGCGCUUUCUCGAAGUGGCGUUAGACUCGGAACGGCGCGGGGGUGUACCAUUAGGGUCGCUAGACAAUGGGUUACCAUUGAGCGAUACGCUCGAGUCGUUGAAGCUGGACUCGCAGCAUGUCUCUCUUGAGAAUGUUGCAGCGUUCUCUGUCGUACUCGCGCUGGCAUUUCCAAGGCUAAGACAUGUGUACCUGUGGGCGUUGGAGGGUUCGCGUUACUUAGGGCAUGACAUCGCUAACGCACUUGAUGGGCUAAGGGCUAUGAGGCGCAGCGGAGAGAUGUUCUCAUUGACUACGGAGAAGUUGAAGGAGAGGGUGGCGAUGUUCUUUGUGAGAGACUAA
Coniophora puteana RWD-64-598 SS2 is the source of this 1674-nucleotide messenger RNA. RefSeq lists its product as uncharacterized. Lineage: Eukaryota; Fungi; Basidiomycota; Agaricomycetes; Boletales; Coniophoraceae. The record is from RefSeq and is a predicted model, not a curated record. The transcript is spliced from 2 exons. Bases 1 to 1674 code for a protein of 557 amino acids.